Mya arenaria is the source of this 2574-nucleotide messenger RNA. Its product is annotated as U4/U6.U5 tri-snRNP-associated protein 2-like. The record is from RefSeq and is a predicted model, not a curated record. The transcript has 14 exons. Gene Ontology annotation, molecular function: cysteine-type deubiquitinase activity; zinc ion binding. Bases 14 to 1951 code for a protein of 645 amino acids. Gene Ontology annotation, biological process: mRNA processing; spliceosomal complex assembly; protein deubiquitination. NCBI's taxonomy places the organism in Eukaryota, Metazoa, Mollusca, Bivalvia, Myida, Myidae.
CCGGCAUGCAAACAUGGCGGACAAUUCGACGUUGGUCGAGCAAAAUAAUCCGUCUAAGGCUUCAAACAGUCCUUUAAAACGAAAACUUGACAGUCAGGACAGUACAAGCAGAAAUAAUGUUGAAAAUAAAAAGACAAAAACCGAAGAUUCUGUGAAAAGCAACAGGAAAUCUUCGCCAGAGCGUAAAGAACGAAAGAAAGAAAAGAAGUCGAAGAAAAGUAAAGAAGAAAAGAAGAAGCUGAAACAAGCUUUGAAGAAAGAGGUAGACGAAGCAUUUUUCGAAGUGGAAAUAGCACCUGUCCAGGAUCCAAAGGUUGAUAAGAGCAGGAUAUGUCCCUACCUUGAUACAAUCAACAGAUCUUUGUUGGAUUUUGACUUUGAGAAGCUAUGCUCUGUCUCACUUUCACACAUCAACGUGUACGCCUGUCUUGUUUGUGGAAAAUACUUUCAAGGGCGUGGGAACAAGUCCCAUGCAUACACCCACAGUGUUCAGGAUGCACACCAUGUAUUUCUGAAUCUUUCCACCCACAAGUUCUACUGUAUCCCUGACAACUAUGAGAUCAUUGACUCUUCUCUUGAUGACAUCAUCUAUGUUUUGAACCCUACAUUUACAAGUGAGCAUAUAUCCAGUCUGGAUAGUUCAUCCAAAUUGUCAAGGGCAUACGAUGGCACAACAUAUCUCCCUGGUAUUGUUGGGCUGAACAAUAUCAAAGCAAACGAUUACUGCAACGUGGUCUUACAGGCUCUCUCACAUGUGAUGCCUCUGAGGAACUACUUUCUUCAAGAGGCGAGCUACAAGACUAUCAAACGUCCGCCUGGUGACCAGAUGUUCCUGGUCGUGCAGAGGUUUGGUGAGCUGCUACGGAAAUUGUGGAACCCACGUAACUUCAAGGCCCAUGUUAGUCCACAUGAGAUGUUACAGUCGGUAGUGCUGUGCAGCAAGAAGAGAUUCCAGAUCACAAGCCAGGGUGAUGCCCUAGAUUUUCUGUCCUGGUUCCUGAAUGCGAUGCACGGCGCACUUAAUGGAACAAAGAAACUCUCCAGCUCCAUAAUCAACAAGACGUUCCGUGGGAAAAUGAAAGUCUUCUCUCGGAAAGUCCCUCCUCUUGAAAUGGCUGAACAUGAGAAACAGAAGUUGUUGCUGACCCCGGAGUAUCAGGAGCGGGAAGAGGAAAUGCCCUGGUUGUACCUGACCUGUGACCUGCCGCCAACGCCACUCUUUCCUGAUGAGCUUCAGGAGAAUAUCAUCCCCCAGGUGCCCUUCCACUCAAUCUUGGCUAAGUUCAACGGGGUGUUCGAGAAAGAGUACAAGACAAGUAAGGACUCAACGCUCAAGAGGUUCCAGCUAACCAAACUACCACCAUACAUCAUCGUCUAUGUAAAGAGAUUUACAAAAAACUUCUUUGUGCAGGAGAAGAACCCAACAAUUGUAAACUUCCCCAUCAAGAACAUAGACUUUGGUGACUUGUUGUCAACAGAGGUGCGUGCCCGCCACAGGAACACGACCUAUGAUCUCAUGGCAAACAUUGUACAUGAUGGGGAGCCGGGGCCAGGCAAGGGCACGUACAGGGUCCAUAUACUCCACAAGGGUUCGGGCAAGUGGUAUGAACUUCAGGAUCUUCAUGUGGCCGAUAUCCUGCCCCAGAUGAUCACGCUGUCAGAGAGCUACAUACAGAUAUUUGAACUUAGGACAGACAUACCAAACCCUUCAUAUGAGCCUUCAAGACAGGCAGCCAGUGGUAACAAGAAACCAAUCAGAAAAAGUGCUGACCAAUCAGCAGGCAGUGGAAACCAGGCAGGAAAAUCAAAGAGCCAAUCAGAGUCAAGUGGUAAACAGAAAGGAACAUCUGAUAACCAAUCAGAAAAUAGUGGGAACCAGUCAGCUAGCAAUGGGGAUAAUGCAGGUGACAAUGCUGAGGAACAGUCAGAUGAUAUGGAUACUGGAGAAUGAGGGAAACAGGAUGGCGUUGGCAAAAUGAUGUAUAGUGUGAUGGUGUCAGUAUGUAAAUGAAUGUAUUGGUACAUCAAGUAAUGCGGUAAUGACACUCCUGGUAAAAGACACUAAAGGAAAGAUGAUAGGAACAGAUUAAGGAUAGUGCUAUAAAUGAGUUAUUGCAUAGAGAAUGUGUUUUUAACACAAAUGUGCAGUUUUGAUGUAUAGAACCUGAUUCAACUCUUUCUUUCCAUUCAUAGUAUAAAAAUAGACAUUGUAUGCACAGAAAAAGGUUUUAAAUAGUCAUUGGAUAUAAAAUUAUGUUAUACAUUAGAAAUGAUCAUGUUUAAACUAUUAUGUUAAGAGUAUUUCCUUUUAAAUAAUAAUGAAUCGAAAAUGAGUUGUAAAUGUAAUUUUGUAUUUUGCCUGCGGAUUAAUGGAAUAACUUGAUAGUCUGUUGACACAAGAUAUCAAUGACUGUAAGGAUUUCAUUGUAUUUUACUUGCAGCAUAUUUCAAUUGAAAUUAUGGAUUUCUUUUAUUUUUAAUAUGUUAGUUAAAUAUCUGAAGGCAGUAAUGAAUGAUAAACCUGUUAUCCUUAUAUAAAACAUGAGAUGGCAAAUAAAAUGACAUAAACGACAA